Messenger RNA from Plasmodium vinckei vinckei, 3810 nucleotides. RefSeq names its product conserved Plasmodium protein, unknown function. The transcript has a single exon. Bases 1 to 3810 code for a protein of 1269 amino acids. NCBI's taxonomy places the organism in Eukaryota, Apicomplexa, Aconoidasida, Haemosporida, Plasmodiidae. The record is from RefSeq and is a predicted model, not a curated record.
AUGGCUGAGAAGAAAAACAUAAAAAAAAACGAUAAAAUUAAAAUGGAAAGUCAAAAUGAACACAGCAGUACCUCAAAAAGAAAAAGAGUUGAUAUCAUAGAAAAUGAUGAUAUAUUAACCUCAGCAGAUGAAAUUAGUAAGAAUGACAGUUCUAAAAAAAAAGGUACAAGCCGUAAAGAGCGAAAAAAACAAGCUACAAUUAAUGUGAAAACUGAAAAAGGUAUAGAAAAAUAUCUAAAUGAAAAUAAAAUGAAUUUCAAAGAUAUUAUCAUAAAAAAAGAACCUGAAAGCGAUAAUGAAAUGAAAAACGAUAAGCGUCGCCGAAAUAGCAUAGUUUCAAAUUGUGAAGAAAAUGGAAUUGAUAAUAAUACGAGUUCUUAUAAAACACCUGCAGCUUCUACGUAUAGAGGAAUAAAAAAAGAAUCCAAAGAAUAUAAAAAUGUGCUAUCUAAUUAUGUAAAUGAGCAUAGUAAAAAGAUUAUGGAUGAUGCUGACGAAAAGAAGAAAGAUGUAGGAAAUGCAAAUAGCAAUAAUACUACUAAUAACAGCAAAGGAGGAAUAGAUGAGCGACUAUAUAAAUGGGUAAAUGCAUUAUUUAAUAGUGAAACUAAAGAUGACGAAGAUCAAAAUAUGGAAGAAGAUAGCAAAUUUUAUGGUGGUGUAAAAGUUCAAAAAGUAAACACCAUUGCCACCCCAAAUAAUAAUAGUAAUUCAAAAAAAAUUAAUACUGAUGUAAAGGUGGUUGAAGUUUUAGAUGUUGUGAAAUUACCGGAAUCAAAUAAUUUAGAUGAAUCAUUAAAUUCACCAAAUAUAAGUUCAUUAGCUCAAAAUGGAAAUAAUGAAAAUAAUGGAACUGAUGAGAAUAAUGACAAUGAACAAGAUGCAGGAGAAAGGGAAAGUACAAAAAUAACUGAUUAUAUCUAUGACGGAAAAUUGGAAUAUCCGCUAAGUAUAUAUCAAAAAAUAAUAUUUAAACGUCCCGAUCAUGAUUACAAAAAAUGGGUAUGCAAUUGCACUGUUUUAUGUGUUGUAAAUCUUCCGUUGAAUGCAUCAGAUGGAUACUUAUUAAAAUCUUUAAUAGAUAUGUACUAUAAACAUGAAAAUAGGGAUAUGACAUUAGAUGUAUUGGACUUGUUCGAUGUUGAAAAUAUAAAUGGAUUUUUGGAAGUUUAUGGAUCUAUUGAUGACAGUCCGAGAAAAUAUGAAUUACUGGCUAGCCAUUUAGGUAUAAUAAAAUUUGAUGUAUUAUUUACUGUUGGAUCAUCUUCACACAAAAAUGAAAUGGUCAUAUCCAAUAUAUAUGCGAUUUCUAAAAAGUUAUAUAGGCCUGAAGAAUUCCCCAUUGGCUCCUUAGGUUUAUUACAUUUUAAAAAUGAAAAAUAUGCUAAAGAAUUUUGGACUAUUUUUUCAAACGUUUCAACUGUAAUUAAUGGAAAAGCUAUUCAACUUAUGCCUGACAUAAAUGCUCUCAAAAUAUUUGUAGAAGCAUCCGUAUAUUAUUUACAGCCUGAUUCCCUAUUCGCACAAAUUAAUUAUAACGAGUUGAAUAUGUUGCUAUCUAGUAUUAAAAAUAAGGUCCCAGAUAUAUAUAAAAUGAUGAGACUUAUAAAGAAUCAUUUUAAGCAAGAAAGUAUAUGGAAUAUGAUUUUUGCUGACGUCGACAUAAGUUUCUUAGAUUUUUAUAUGGAAGAUAUAGGACAACCAAAAACACCUGAAGAGGAAAAUAAUGAUCCAAACGAGUCCAAUGAAGAAGAAGAAGACCAAGACCAAGACGAAAACCAAGAACAAGAACAAGAACAAAAUGAGAGCCAGAGAAAUAACGGUGAAAAUUCUAUAAUUUCAUUUUCAAAGAUAGAGGAUAAUAAUAGAGUGUCACUUCACCUUUUUAAGACAUCUAAUAAAGAUAUAUGUGUGGUACACAAAGUAAACGAGAUGACGUCGAAAUAUAUUUGUUCAGUAAGCCUUUUGAUUCGGGUAUACAAUACACACAUAAACAAAUAUUUGAUGGAGAAAGGAUAUUGUUUGAUAGCAUGCCCAUAUUUAGAUCAAGAAACAGGGAAAAAAGUUGCAGAUUUUUUAAAGAAAUUUCAUUUAUUGGAUUGGUUAUAUAACACAAAAGAUCAAACAUGCUAUUAUUACGCUUUCAAAUCGAUAUUAGAAGCUUUGGCUGUUUUUAAAAAAAAUUUUAUUGCUUCACCAGUUCAUAAUAUAUGCUCACUCUUUUUAAAAUUUCCUUUUGGUAUCGUCACAGCAGUUUACCUAAAUAUUAAUCCAGAAUUUAUUCCAAAGGACAUAAAAACAACAAAUCCACAAAAAUUGCUGGUAAUGAAAGAAGAUGAAGAAAGACUGUAUAAACAUAAUCAUAAUCCGUAUAAUUUAUCUGUUAUGAAAUAUUUAGGUAUAAUAAAUCCUCAAAAACAUCAUCAAAUGAAUACAAGCAAUAACCAAAAUAGAAGGAAUAACACAUUCAAUUCUAGCUUAGAUAACUUGUGUGAUUAUCAUAUCAACAAACAAAAGAAAUUUAGAAUAAUUAGCACAACAGAAGAAUUUUUUAUAGGAAGAGAUAAAACCCUUUACCACAUAAUAGUCAACAAAGUAUUCUCAUAUCAUCUUGGUUUGCCAGUUUCGAUACAUAAACCCGCCUUACAGUUACGUAAAGAUCCCCAUUGCUACAAAUGCGUAACAGAUUUCCCUGAAAUCAUAACGCCAACCAUGGAUCCCCGGCAAUUCGACAUGCCUUUGGGAAACGAGCCUCCUGGAAAUCACACGACGUCUAAUAUAAACAAUAGCAAUACAAAUAGCAGAAAUAGACAUCCUCCCGCUUUACAAUAUCCCAAUACCCGCCCUUCCAAUUUGCAUUUCAGAAAUAUACAGCCAUCUAAUUUAAAUUCAAAUAUGCUUCGAUCUGGUAGUUUAAACCCAAACAAUUUGUAUCAUGGAAAUAUGCGAGCGACCCAUUUAAAUCAAACAAUCUUGUAUCCUAUUAACAUGUAUCAUCCCAGAUAUAUGCAUAUUGGUUUACAACAAGGCACUCUUCAUCCAUCCAGCUUCCAUCCUAACAAUUCUCAACUUCCCAAUAUCUAUCCUUACAUUUCUCAACUUCCCAAUAUCUAUCCUUACUAUUCUCAACUUCCCAAUAUCUAUCCUUACAAUUUUCAACUCCCCAAUAUCUAUCCUUACAUUUCUCAACCUUCCAACAUCCAUCCAUACAACCCACGCCCCUUCAACAUUCCUGCUCACAACUAUCGCUCUUACAGCAUCCCUCCUCACAAUUCUCGCUUCCAAAACAUGCAUCCCAUUAAUCAGCAAGCUAUUAUCUCUCAAUUGAAUAAUGGACAGAGCAAUAAUACGCAUACUACCACCCAUGCCCAUACUAAUAUUACCCAAAGAGAAUUACAAAACAAUCCUCACAAUAGAAUAGCACCGCAGGUUGAAGGAUCCAAUUCGCCAUCUCCAAAUGCAUUAAAUCGAUCUACAGAAGAAAAUAAUAAUAGUCGUAACGAAUUAGAGACAAAAAGAAAGCGCAGAGGCACUUCAAAGUCGACGAAUAUAAAUAAUAAUACACAAACAUCACACGAUUCCAAUUCGAAAAAUAAGCGUCCCAAAAAAUCACGCCGAAGUAGGAAUUUAGAGAAUUUAGAAUGCGAUGAUGAAGAGAAAAAUAAAAAGAAAAGUAGAAUAAGAACCGAAAGCCCACAAGAAAAAAAUACUGAUACCCCAAAAUCCGACGAAAGUAGUACAACUGCGUCUAAUUCCCAACAAUCAUCCCCAGGAGAAUCAUAUAGUUCGGAAAAAAAUGAUGAAAAUUAA